Dermatophagoides farinae (American house dust mite) is the source of this 1016-nucleotide messenger RNA. NCBI's taxonomy places the organism in Eukaryota, Metazoa, Arthropoda, Arachnida, Sarcoptiformes, Pyroglyphidae. The record is from RefSeq and is a predicted model, not a curated record.
AUGGAUACAUUUCUGUAUAAUCAAAUGGAUAUGAUUAAAAUUGUGUCCACAAUAUAUUGUCAUUUAUUGUUGUUAUCAAUAUCGUUAUGUUGGCCAUCAAUAAUUGACGCUAAAUAUCUUGAUACUGAACCAGAAGAUCAAUUACAACAACAACAACCACAACAACAACAUCAACAACAUACAUCAGCACAGAAACAGCAUCAAAAAGUGAUAUUUAAACCAUUACAAUUGAAUGAUUAUCAUGCUAAACAAUUGAUGAAACAAUCAAUUGAUGCACAAUAUUCAAACAAUAAUAACAAUCUGGAUCAAUAUGCAAAACCAAGCGAUGAAUAUAUUAAAGUGGCCGAAGAUUAUGAUAAAGAAUCUGUCAAGCACGAAGAUAAACAUUCCUAUUCACAUCAACCAUAUGGUUUUGGUUAUAAUAUUGAAGAUGGCUAUGGUAAUAAACAAUGGCGUCAUGAAAAAAGUUCCAAUCCACAUCAGGUAAUUGGUUCGUAUGGAUAUAAAGAUAAGAAUGGUAUAUUACGUGAAGUUGAAUAUGUGGCCGAUAAAUAUGGAUUCCGUGCUGUGAUUAAAACAACCGAACCUGGAACUGCUAAUAGUGAUCCAGCAUAUGUAAAAAUGAAUUCCAAUCCAAUUUCGGUUGAUUAUUAUCCGACCAAUGGAGCCACCGAAGGAUAUUCAUCAACACCCGUUAAAACAAAAGAAUUACCUGCUUAUCAAGAACAGCAAUUAGUUGCUGCAGGUUAUAAACAACAUCAAUCAUCACCAACAUUAUAUCAUACUGAACCACAACAUGUACAAGAGCCAGCAUUUCUGGUUGCUGCAUAUGGUGGUGGUAGUGGUGGUGGUGGUGAUAAUGGACAAAAAGCAAACAGUCCAUCCGUUUCAUUAGGACCAUAUGUAGGCAAUGAUUAUCUAGUUGGUCCAGAAUCCAAUCAUAUCCAUCAUACAUCAGAUAAACAUUAGAAAAAUAAAAACAUGUUUUUUUUCGCGUGUGUGUUUUACAGUGUAUU